This is a messenger RNA of Sitophilus oryzae (rice weevil), 12052 nucleotides long. Its product is annotated as homeodomain-interacting protein kinase 2-like. Gene Ontology annotation, cellular component: nucleus; cytoplasm. The record is from RefSeq and is a predicted model, not a curated record. The transcript is spliced from 24 exons. Bases 318 to 4250 code for a protein of 1310 amino acids. Gene Ontology annotation, molecular function: ATP binding; protein serine/threonine kinase activity; protein tyrosine kinase activity. Lineage: Eukaryota; Metazoa; Arthropoda; Insecta; Coleoptera; Curculionidae. Gene Ontology annotation, biological process: peptidyl-serine phosphorylation; peptidyl-threonine phosphorylation.
AACGAAAUCGAGCGAAUACGUAGACUAAAUAAGUUGCCGUGUGCGGUGCGGGUCGAAAAAACGCGAAAAAUGUUGAAAAAAGUGACGAAAAAAACGGUCUGAGUGCAUUUCGCGUCGUGAGAAACCAUCCGCCACUGAAAUAUUAAAUGAUUUUGCGACAGGACCCGUUCUAAAGUGAAUAAAACCGCGUUGUAAACAUACUGUUACAUCGAGGUAUGGCAAAGAUGGCUGGACUUUAAUACACGUCUUUGUGCGUUUAUCAGCAUGAGAGUGGAUUUAUUUGGAAAAGGAGGGUGGAUCGAGAGGGAUUGCGUGACAUGUUUAUCCAAUCCCAGCAGUUGGUCACGUGUAACAUCGGCAACGACGGCAACAGCGCACCGAGCAGCGGCGGCACAUCAACAGCUUUCCUCGGGGCUCCGAAAAAACGCAGAGCCGUGGACUACUACAACAGCAGCAACAACCCAGAUCUUGCGUUCGUCGUGGACAACGGCCAUCACCAAUCCCAUUUCGCUACUACUGUGAAUCUAGCAGCAGAGGAUCAGCAGGGUGAAUUGGGCAGGGACAGUCCGAAUGGGCAGCCCUUCGUCAGAGCGUCCACUAUUAAAUUAUUAGAUACGUACCAGCGUUGCGGCCAAAAGCGCAAAACCUGGUCGGCCGGCGGCACCGCUGUCGGGAAUGCGGCUGAGCGGGUCGAGAGCCUCGCCCCCUCGGACUCCAACACCACCGACGAACAACAGCACCCCCCGGCAGGCGGCGGCCCCACUACGGCGCAGCACGGCUCCAAGACGCAGCAGCCCGCGGCGCAGCAACAGGCGGCGGCCCAGCAGCACCAGCCAGCGGCGCAGGCGGCUCAGGGGGCGCAGGGGGGCGCGACGGCCGCUACGGGCCCCCCUGCCGCGCAGGCGCAGCCUAACCCCCAGCCGCAAGGUAAGAAAAAAUGUUCCGGAAGCGGUGCCGACGGCGACUAUCAGCUGGUGCAGCACGAGGUGCUCUACUCCAUGACGAACCAAUACGAGGUGCUCGAGUUCCUGGGCCGCGGUACCUUCGGCCAGGUGGUCAAGUGCUGGAAGAAGGGCACCAACGAGAUCGUGGCCAUCAAAAUACUCAAGAACCACCCGUCCUAUGCUCGACAGGGCCAAAUUGAGGUGAGCAUCUUAUCCCGACUGAGUCAAGAGAAUGCGGACGAGUUCAAUUUCGUCCGUGCCUACGAGUGCUUCCAGCACAAGACACACACCUGUCUGGUUUUUGAGAUGCUGGAACAGAACCUGUACGAUUUCCUAAAACAGAACAAGUUCAGCCCGUUGCCGCUCAAGUAUAUCAGGCCUAUUCUGCAACAGGUCUUGACAGCCUUGCUGAAACUUAAGCAAUUGGGACUGAUUCAUGCUGAUCUGAAGCCAGAAAACAUAAUGUUGGUGGAUCCUGUGCGCCAGCCCUACAGGGUGAAGGUUAUCGACUUUGGAUCAGCCAGUCACGUCAGCAAGGCAGUUUGCAAUACUUAUUUGCAAUCCCGCUACUACAGAGCACCAGAGAUCAUCUUGGGUCUGCCGUUUUGCGAGGCCAUCGACAUGUGGUCUUUGGGCUGUGUGGUGGCCGAAUUAUUCCUAGGUUGGCCGCUGUACCCUGGAUCGUCUGAGUACGACCAAAUUCGGUACAUCAGCCAAACACAAGGUUUACCGACGGAACACAUGCUGAACAACGCGUCCAAGACCACGAAAUUCUUCUACAGGGACAUGGACAGCACCUAUCCCUUCUGGCGUCUGAAAACGCCGGAAGAGCACGAAGCCGAAACAGGGAUCAAGUCGAAAGAGGCCAGGAAGUACAUCUUCAAUUGCUUGGACGAUAUCGGUCAGGUGAACGUGCCCACCGACCUGGAGGGCGGUCAGUUGCUGGCUGAGAAAGUGGACAGGAAGGAGUUCAUCGAUCUGUUGAAAAGAAUGUUGACAAUGGACCAGGUAGAACGACGCACUACCCCAGGAGAAGCACUGAACCAUCCUUUCGUCCGAUUGGCUCACCUGAUCGACUAUGCGCACUGCAACAACGUCAAAGCCAGCGUCCAAAUGAUGGAGGUUUGUCGUCGCAACGACUACAGCACAUCUUCUGCCGCUUCCCACCACCAACCAGCUCAACAGGCGCCAUCUUUGGUCGCUAACUUUGUACCAAACUCUAAUGGUAACGUGACGUUUACCAUAAACAAUCAACUGACCAACCAAGUGCAGAGGCUAGUGAGGGAUAGGUCUGGAUAUGACAACUUGUACCAGAUUUACAAUGGAAGAACUGUUGGACGUCAGUACGCAACCAGCGCUAGAGCAGAUCCGUUCCAGCAUCAAUUGGUGUCCAGUAUACUCUGUCCUGCAGGUUACCAAGGAAUGGGCGGCUCCCCUGCCAAGCACGUGACCGUAGUGCAGCAACCCCCUCUACAAAUACAACCUCCCAUUUUGAGCCAACCUGGCCAACAACAGUAUGUUCCUGUCAGCGUGGUUGAGCCGACUGGGCGACAAAUGUUGUUAACUAACGCCGUUCAAACUUCUUGGCCUACCAACCGCCAACAGAUGGCCAUAGUACCGUCUUGGCAGCAGAUACCGCCACAGCACGCAGCGAUACAGCAGCCUUUACUUUCAGAAGCUGAAUGGGGUAGACCUCUUUUGGUAGAUUCGUCAGCUAUAUUACAGGAACAGAGACCAGUAUUUCCGGUAGAUGUCACCACUGAAGUUUUUAAUCCCGCGCUAGUUGAACAUACUGGCUCGUGGAGUACCAGCAAACGUAGUUCCAGACCUCAUCACGCUCAGCAACCCGCUCCGCAUCAUAGUCACCAUCAUUUAAUGGUCCCAACGCAUCAUAGAUCGCAGCACGAUAAAAAGGAACAGACUCAAUUGUCACCUGUCAAAAAGAGGGUUAAGGAGGGCACUCCUCCGUCUGAACAGUUGUACAGUGUUGGAAGCAGCAGAAGGAAUCACAGUCCGAACGUUCCUUCGCAUUGGCAUAAUAAUGGGCAUCAUCAGGUAUCGUCCCAAGACCACCAUACUCAGACCCACAACAACUACCACACCCACCACCACCACCAUCAUCACCACGGCACCGGGAGCGGUAAGAACCAGCACACCAUCACCAUCAACGACACGCCCUCUCCGGCCGUCAGCGUCAUCACCAUUUCGGACAGCGAAGACGAGGGAUCGCACGGAAAGAAAACGGUUCAUACUAACACAGUAGCAAACCAGCAAAGUCAGACCAACCAAUCACAUCAUGCGUCAAGCAGAAAAAAUGUAAUCAGUUGCGUCAGCGUUCAGGAUAGUGACAACGAAGAAAGAAGUUCAUCAAAGAUUCAUAACACUCAGCAUUCUUCACACCAUCAGUCUCAACAGCAACAGCCUUAUAACGCUCAGCCUGUCAUCAAGAACGAACCAUCCUGUCACAGCACGCCGCACUACGCUUCGCAAAAGAAACGUCUACUGGCCAAGGCUCAGUCUGAGUGUAUGCUGAACGUUGCUACUAAACAAGAACCAGGUACCGAAUACUAUGGCCAACAUUGCAGUUCGGCCUGUAAGGAACAACCCAGCUCAGCACAAUCUUAUUCACACUAUUCAGGGUCCCAUAUGGGUGGACACGACCAACAGAACUACCAGUCAUCCAGUGGCGCCGAGAAAAGGGUCAGCUGGGCGCCUCCAGUCGCUCAUAACACUUCGUCGAGCAGCCAUUCGAGACGCCAUUCGGCUGUGCCCGUGGUCAAUUUGAGAGAGUAUAACGUGGCGCCGCAAGCGCACGGUGACUACGUCCAGCCGCCCGCCGCGCACUCUAGCGGCCGAGACCAGCACUUGCUAGCUCCGCCUGGAAAAGGAUGGGGACCACCACAGGCUAUACCUCAAACCUACCGACACGGUACGGCGCACUUAUCGCCGCAACCGCUGGCCGCAGCGCCGCGCCUGUCCCCCCAGCACCCCCUAGCGGCGGCCGCGGGCCAACCGCUCUACCACCAGACGGAGCUGUACAGGAGGCCCGUGUACGUGACCACAACGCAGCCGGCGGCAUACUUGUCGGCCACUCACCAGGUGGCGCCUGCUGGUCGCGCUCUUCCACCACCUCCGGCUCACCAUGCUUCAGCUCGGCCAGUUCUGGCAAGUCAUCCGAGCCAUCCAUUGCCGGCCCAUUUGCAGUUUCCGUCUCAUGCACAGGUCGCUGCAGCAUCCUAUGGUUUCGCUCCUUUGAGCCCUGGAAAGGGACAUCAGUACCAAACGAGUUUAUGGUUUACAGAAUAGUGGUACCUAAUAAUACCAUCCCCUACGAUUAUCUACUGAUAUAGAGCACCUCAAAUCGCAUACCAGUCUACCCUUAGACCGAUGCGUACCGAAAAAUAAGCGAAUAUUCUAAAAAAGCACCGGGAUGGCCGAAAAUUUAUGACAUAUUACGCCAUCUUCGCUGCGCAACAUGAACCGACUAGCCGAAACACGAAUGAAUCCGUGGCUAGUUGUUCUAAUAUAAUAAUUAUAUAAAUAUGUGGAAUGUCUCUUUUCUUGGCCAGUCUAUAGAACUAGUACUAGAUGUUUUAUCGUUUUUUCUAAUAAGACAUAAUAUGGCGUUGGAUCAACAUGAAAUUAUUGUUCACACAAGAGAGAUAAAAGUUUUUUAGACACUGUUUUAAUCAUUAGGAUUUUUUGGGUAUUAAUACUAAUCCAGGGUAGGAGUUAGAUGUAAUUCAAAAGAAAUGCGUAUACGAGGGUUUUAAUUUUAUGUUUUAAGUUUUUUUUUUGGGAUAGAUUUAAGUAGGCUUUUUUAUAUUGUUCUGUUCACUGACUAACGUAGUCAUUAUUGUUGAACCUUGCUUUUUGUAAAUAUCUGUCGAUUUGUGAUUGCAAUCAGACAGAAUAUGUUUUAUUAAUUAACAAAUCUAAUAUAGAAUCCUUAGUACCUCGUGAAAUCGCAUUUUGAUUUGAACUACACGAAUAUCAAAUUCACUAAAAUAUUUUCAUCUAAAAUUUUGGCGUGGUGUUACAGCAGAAAAUUAGAGAAAUUAUCUAAAAACAAACCUGCAUCAGUAAUAUGUAACUUGAUUGCAUUACAUUAACAAUAUGUAAUGUAAUGUUAUUACAAAAAACAGUAUUUAAUCUAAUGUCAUUACAUCAACAAUAUGUAAUUUGAUUGCAUUACAUCAACAAUAUGUAAUUUGAUUGCAUUACAUCAACAAUAUGUAAUUUGAUUGCAUUACAUCAACAAUAUGUAAUGGCAUUGCGUACACAGUACGUAAUGUAAUGGCAUUACAUCAACAAUAUGUACUUUGGUUGCAUUACAUCAACAAUAUGUAAUAUAAUGACAUUACAUAAACAGUAUGUAAUGUAAUGACAUUACAUAAACAGUAUGUAAUGUAAUGACAUUAGAUAAACAACACGUAAUGUAAUAACAUUACAUAAACACAUAUUUUUUUCAUUGUAACAACACUAAAGGUUUCAACCAAAAUAUUUUUUUUUAUUUUCAAAAAAUUAUAUAUUUUUUUAAAUCUCUUGCCAAAUUGAUGAUAAUGUGGCUAACACAACUGUCUAAAAAGUAUAGUUCAAAUCAAAAUGCGAUUUUUUGACCAAUUAUCUUUUCACGGUCGUACUGUAUAAUAUGUACAACGUAACAUAUACGGAACGUUUAAUAAAAUCGGUACAAUUCAAAUCACGAGGUUCUAGGAGGCUAGAAUAUUAUUUUUUAAAACAUUUUUGACAGAAUAUCGAUCGAUUCUUAUUGACAGGGACUCAACAAAAAUACGCGUAGGCCCUACCCAAUUUUAGUGAUAGUAGUUUGUAGGAUUUAUUAGAAUUGUUUUCACUAGAUUUUUCUUAAUUUUUCACAUAUAACACAGAGCUUGGAAUAGCGUGGAGUUUUAUUAAAUGUAAAUAUUUAUGGUAUCGUUUUUGCUAUUUGUAUAAUAUAUAAUAUUUUCUGUAAACGUUCGUUUACAGAAUGUGUCUUAGAAAUGUGAGAUUUGCUUUACAAAAAUCUAUUUACUGCCUUCAUAUCGAUAAAAAAAAGGAUAAAUUUUAACAGGUUUUGGGUAAAUUUUAAAAUUCUUAACUUAUCUAUCAGAAGUUUUGUUUUAAAAUUUACAAAACCUGUAAAUUUCCAAUUAUUAUAUUAAUUAAUUUAGUUUUUUAGGUACUUACUUAUCAAUUUUUUUUCUUUAGUCGAUUAAUUUGUAUAUAGUUUUUUUUUCACCAAUUUUUAAGUGUCUUGAAUGUCCUUUUAUUGUUUUUUAGAAGAAAAAAAAUUAGUUUUUUUUCCUCAAUUUAGAUCGUAGCAAAUAUUGGGUGUAAAUUUUAUGCUUUUAAUUGUUUAUUCGAGUUCUAUAUUUAUAUAACCUAGUUUUAUUUCCGUUUUUUUUCUAUUUUAAUCAAAUUUUUUCGAGUGAUCUCGAAAUCGGGGUAUUUGAGUGUGAUUUUAAAAAAUAAAUUAUUUAAAGACGGAUUGAUAAAAUUUUAGUGAAAGGAGAUCACUCAAUUAAUGAUAAUUUUAGUCAGAAAUAUAGGGUGUUACUUUAUUAAGUAGGGGCUGUUUUUAUUUUCGUUUUAAAGUUUUCACAAUUGUUAUUUGGGUAAAUGUAAUUUUUGCAUGUAUUGGUUUGAAAAAAAAAAUCAAAAUUUUAAUGAUUUAACUAGGUGUCAUUUUGUUUAGUCACACGAUGAUUAAAAGUACUUUACGAUCGAAAAAAAAACAUCGUCAUCGUGACCUUUGAAAUUAUAAUUUUUUAAAUUUUCUGUCGGUCUGACCUCCCCCAUAUAUGUCAUUUCUUAAAAUUUUACAAAAACAUGUUAAAAAGUAACAGACAAAUUUAUUGAGUAAAUAUUAUUACUCAAUAAAUUUAUUGAGUACAAUUUAAUUUACUCGAUAAAUUUACUGAGUAAAAAUUAUUUUACUGCAAAAAUGUAUUGAGUAAAAAAUAGUUAACUUAAUAAAUUUGUUGAGUAAAGAUUACUUUAUUCAAUAGAUUUAUUAAGUAAAAAAUAAUUUACGCAAUAAAUUUAUUGAGUAAAAAAUAAUUUACACAAUGAGUAAACAUUAUUCUGAGUGAAGUAUUAAUUUUUGGCAAAUUUUUCUCUCAAUUUUUGGUUAUUUACAUAUAGAGGUAAACAGAAAUUUGUCAUUUCAAAGGCUACUACGACGCCGUUUUUUUUUCGAUUACGCAUAAUUUAACUGUUAAUUAUAUAAACUUGAUUUCAUUUAGAAAAUCCACAUUUUAUUAAAGCAUUUUAAUUUUUAAUUUUUGAUUUUUUUUAAUAAACUGCGACAUACCAUCAAAAUACAUUUACCCAAAAAACAAACUAACUAAAAUAUAGUCAGAUUUUUUACUGUAGCAAUUAUAAUAAAAUACAAUUUGAUGUGCCUGUUUCAAAAGGGAAAAAUAAUAAAAAAAUUAUCUAUAAUUGUCUGUACUCUAUUGUUUGUUGUUCAAAAUGUUCAAAUAAAAUGUUUACGGAUAAACUUAAUGUACUUUGCAUAUGACAUAUUGCACUUAGAUGUCUUAAAUGUUACUGUUCAGCCGAUGGGGGAGUUCUUUACAUCAAUAGAGUUACAAGAUAUAUAGUUGUGAUAUUUAAACAUGAAAAAAUAAUGAAUUAGAUGGUUUUUUAAAUGUGUAUAUAAUCUAAAUCUUCUUGCAUUAAUUUUUUGGGAUUUUUUCAAUGAAAACAAACAAGAAAUUUUUUCUAUAGAAAAAAUUCGAAAUUUUUGAUGCUAAUAAUUUUUGGUAUUUGGAAAACAUUAUAGAUGUUAGAUAGAUGUGUAAAAUAAUUAAAUAUUUUUCGAUUUACCUAGAAUUAGAAUGUUUAAUGGGAGAUAUUUAAGGUUAAAGAGGAUUUUUUACUGGUAAACUUAAGAUUUUUCUGAAAAAUUAACACUAGAAGUGGGAUAAUUUUUUUUAAUUUCAUUAUCUAUUAGUCGGCUAGUUUAAAAAAUCUGUUUUUUGACAGGAUAAUCGAAAUUUGUAUAUAAUUUUUCAUUAUUCGUGAGAUACAAAGAUGAUUUGAAAGACAUUGUUUCUUUUCUGUGAUCGAGAAAUUAUUUGUACAUAUAUGAAAAUCAAUCAGUUGCAUUUUUAUCAAAAAAGGGAGAUUUAUUUAUCAGAAAUACCGGGUGUUUCAAUAUUCCUGUCUCAAUGAAAUGCUUCAGUUAAAUACAAAAAAGCGUGAUUUUUUAAUUUUUUUACGAGCGUUUAAAAGAGAUUAUUAGGAUUACAAAUGUCAAUUUACUAAAUAUUAUUCAAGUUCAGACAAAAUGUUGUUCCAGAUUUGCUACACUUCAAGCAAUAAUAGAAAAUAUACACAGAAAUAAAUAAAAACAAACUCUGAAAAGCAAUCUUCUAAGUUUGUAUGUAAAUGAAGUAUUAUGUACAUUGAAACAGGGAUAGUGAAAUACCCGGUAUAUAUCGAAUCCCCUCUUAUAUUUUAGUUGAAAAAUCCAUUGCAUUAAAACACUUAGCGAUUUUACUAAUAAUUAUAAGGGAAGCCUUAAGUAAGAACAAUAUUUGUAGUGGUUAUUAUUAUCAAUGAAAAUAAUAAAAAAAGAAAAUAUAUAACUACUCGCACUACUAAUUCUACAAUUAUUUCAAUUCGCUCUCCAUGUAUUUUUCGUUUAUUAUAUAAUAUAUAAUAUAUUGCACAGGGUUAUUAUACUAAUAAUUAUAAAUAACAGCGAACUAGUGUUUAGAUUUAAUAAAAUUAGAGAUUAAAAUAUAUAUCUGUGGGAGAAACAUAAAAGGUAACUUAACCGGUAAUUCUUCAAUGUUUUACUUUAUACGUAAUAUUUAUAUUAUCUAUAUAUUGUUGCUUAGUAAACCUCAAGACUGGCCUAUAUUUACAUGUAAUUCUUCAUUAAAUGUUAAUUGUUCUAAGGUGUACAGUGUUUUUUCGCGCUUUUGUUUUUUCUCAGUAUUAACUCUUAAUUUUUGGCUUUUCCGAAGGUUUGGUUAGCUGUCAGUUGUCAAAAAUGUCUCCUGGUUUUAUCGAAAUUCAGAAUACUGAUAUUUUUUUUUAAAUAGAUAAAAAAAAAUUGAAACCCCUUGUAUAUUAUUGAAAAUUGGUAUAUAGGCGGAAAAUCGAAUUCUGAACAACUUUUCUAUUUGAUAUUUUUCGAUAUCUCAUCAUCUAACCUCACUUUUAAAGGAUUUAUAAAGAUAAUUUUUUGAAUUUCCCGCCAUGUCGUUUAGACACAUGACAUAUGUUAAAAUGACUUUCUUGACGCACAUCUUUAAUAAAUCUUAAAAUGUAUCACGUAUAUAGGCAACCUUAAUAGUGUUUUGAAGAAACAUGAAUUCCCUAAUGAAAUCAGAAUAAUAUACUGGGUGUUCCAUUUAAAAUAAAAGAGUAACUUGCUUUGAAAAGAUGCCAAUGUUCAAUAUUAAUUUUGUCUCACCCUGUAUAAGUUUUUGGAUCAAGUUUUAAUUUGAUUUAAAGUACAAUAGUUAUUUUAGCUACAUAUUAAGCUAUGCUGUGUAAAUUCUGAUUUAGGUAGCUUUUAUUGAAAUUUAUAAAUUGUUCUUCAUUUUUAGAAAAUUGUUAAAUACAUAUGUCAAAAACCUUACAUUUUAGUCAUAAACUUCUCCUAGAAUCCGAAAAUCAAUUAAUAUAUAGGGUUUUCCAUUACAAAGAACACUUUUUUUGGGGGGAUACCCUGUAUAACUCCCUAUAAUUUAAAAAAAAUGGUCUAAAUUAACCUACAGUGCUCACAAAAUUUCAUUUCAAUAGAAACUGUCGUCCUCCUUGGAGCCUCUGCGUUGUAUGAGAGGCGCCACCCUGUACAGGGUGUUGACGUAUAGUUUAGCCAAUCGAAAAAAUCAAAAUUUAGUUUUAAAAAUAACUGAAUGCAAAAAUUUGAUACAACUGAAGGCUAUAGACACUGACUAGCUUUCUUAAACCUUCUACACACGGUUAUGGUUCAACAUUGCUUUCGUUUUAAGUAAUCUCGCUGCAACUAUUAACUAACCUAGAAUAAUUAAAGUGUUUUUAGAGCUUUCGAGAAAUUUCGUCGUUCAUAAUAUAUGAAAUAAACAAAGAAUAUAUCAAAAUGUAAGGCACAAUAACUAAUAUAUUACCUCAGAUUUGUAUAUAAGGAAAUUUAGAUCUCUCUAAACUCUCUCUGUUUUUUGAUUCUUUCUUGUCACUAUACAGUGUGCGCGAAAAAGUCUGUAUUAAAAGAGAUUUGUUAUUAUUAGUGAUUGAAAUAAUUUAGAAAACCCAGUUAGUUUUUGCGAUGAGGUAUGUAAAAAAUAUUUGUUAAUUUAGUAUUUGGAAGCUUUUUUUCAAUAGAAAAUGCAUAAUUUUUUUAGUUUUUCAAUUUUAGAAUAGCUAAAACAUUAAUGCGUGGUUUUACCAGUUUUUAGACAAACAAAAACUAACUGGCUUACCUAUUUUUCUCUAUCUUUAAUAACAAGAAAGUGUUAUUUGAUACAGACUUUUUUGCCAACACUGUAUGUGCUCAUAACAGAAAAUAGCAUGGUUUUAAUUUAAGAGACAGAAUAGUUUCUGUUUCAUAUUAAUAUUGGUAUUUUAGUGCAUUAUUAUAAUCGAUUCCUAUUAUUUUUAUUAUCAGUUAUAUUAGUUUAGUUUUAGUGUAUAAUAUUGGAUUUGUAUAUCGUUCUUUGGGGUUUGGUUUUAUUAAACAAUAAUAAACUAUUAAUUUUAGUCAGUUACCAUAUAUUAUGCGCUUAUUGUAUUUUAACGGUGUUGUAGAGAGUUAAUGAUUUUGCUGUUUUUAUUCACUUCGUCUGAUUUGGUCCUGUCUGUUUGUUCUCAGUACAUACGUGUAUAUCAAAAAAUUAGAAUUCAGAAACUCAUGAUACACUUCCAUUUCUAAAAAGAAAUAUAAGAUUUUUUAUGCAUGUCAACUUUUUGAACAUCGAGAAAAAUUUUGGAUAAAAAAUUGUUGUUACUAGGGAUGGAUUUUUUUCCGAUAUAUCGAUAGUUAACUUAUCGAUAGGUGAAUUUCAUUGUCGCCCAUCCCUAGGUGUAGCUACAGAAAAAGAAACAGUUUUAUCCAAUAACCUUUCUUUGUCAAAAAGUCAUGUUUUUUACUAUCAAACUUAAAGGCUGCACUGUAUAAUAUAGAAUUUUUUAGGCAUACCCUGUAGAACCCUCUUACUGUUUUUUUCCAACCAGUAUUAUAACGAAUAUACUGUGUGAUCGAACGAAAACAACAGAUUAUCCUUAGCAACAAAAAUGAGACGUUAAAUUACUUUUAUAGAAUCUAAAAUAUUUGUCACACUGACUGGAAAAAAAAUCAGACAGUAAUAUAAUUUCUAUGCCUAUCGUGACGUCGUUUUUUUUCAAUCACACGGUAUGUAACGAAAAAAAAAAAUGAUUUUCUUGUAGUAUAUUCUUGCAAUGGUCGUAUCAGCGUAAUAAAAUACAGGGUAUGUCGAAAUAAAACUAGUAAUUUUACUGUUAAAAUUAGUGUUACACAAGACUGGGUGUAGAUCAUGUCAAUAUAAUAUAUUAUUAUUAAAAUAUAGCUAUUUUAGGCGCGACAUUUAUACAAAAAAUGUCGAAAUUACUUGGUGAUAGGCAUAUUAGUAAUUUGUAAAUGUAUAUUAUUCAUUAUUAACUAUAGAUUUACUAUAACCGUGGAGUGAAAUGAAAUGUUGAUUUAAAAAAAACGGAUGGGUAAAAAGGUUGGGUCCGAAUUUUUGUUCUUUAAAGUGCGGAAAAAUAUGAUUUUGUGUGAUUUUUUGAGUGAUGUUAGGACAAGAUGGACCUAAUUUUUCUUUACCCUAGAGAAAAAUUUUGACAUAUUUGUCUAGUAAAUCGAAACAAAAUGGAGAAUAGUACAAAAGCGUAUUGAACUUAUCUGUUAUAUAUAUUUAACAAAGUUUAUAAAAAGACUAUUGUGAUUUUGUAUGUAUAUAUUUUGAAAAUGAAAAUAAAUCAGACGAAAUUUAACUUCAUAUUUUUGACAAUAAUAAAUUAAUAUAAUUUAAUUUUUUUUAUGGAAAAAUUCUUGUUUUGGUAGUUUUUUAUUCUUUAAGGUAGUCACACACGUACAGUUUUUCAUCCAGGCAAAACUGACGUCAUCAUCUGACUCUUCUGACACA